Haliotis rufescens (red abalone) is the source of this 1578-nucleotide messenger RNA. RefSeq lists its product as uncharacterized. The record is from RefSeq and is a predicted model, not a curated record. The transcript is spliced from 7 exons. Lineage: Eukaryota; Metazoa; Mollusca; Gastropoda; Lepetellida; Haliotidae. Bases 144 to 1301 code for a protein of 385 amino acids.
GUGUAGAGUUUGUGUGUAGUCGAGUCGUUCAAUUCCACACUGGAAAGACGUGUUCGUGAAGUACCUGCUUCUUUGUUUGUUUUCCCGAGGGCCCACAUUGACCAAGUUCACUAAUCUGAUCAUCUAUCAGCUUGAACAAGAAUAUGACGACUUUCCGGAUCGUACUGAUUAGUAGCAUCAUUUUGUGGUCAGCAGAGUUUCUGCCGGUAUCGACGGAUAGGCCAUGCCAGGGAAUCGCCCAUCUUGGUGGAAAAUACAACAUCUCCGCAGAGAUAUCGUAUGAAAAGUACGUUUGGAGAAGCCCAAGAGGACAGAAUGUCGUCACAUGCAAUCCAUCAUGCAGUCCUACAGCUGGUUAUCCUGCAACCCUGACAAAUGGUGGGAACACAUCAACGCUCAUGAUAGAAGAAGUUAAACUUAAAGAUGUGGGAACGUGGAGCAUUACUAAUACCACUGACCUCGCAACUAUGUCUGCAUGUUAUUUAGAUGUCGCAGGACUUCCAAGCUGCAUCAUCACCAGCUCUCAAGCCCCUCAUUCCCUUGAACCAAAUUCGAUGCUGACCCUCGCCGUAGUCAUACGGGGUUACUACUGCUCUAAACAGGCACAGUUUGAUCUUACCACUGGCCGUGAGGUCCCAAAUGUGUUGUUGAAGAACGACACCGUUGACGAUGUCACUGACCGCAUCCUCAACACCACCUUCAACGUGACACUGGAGAGGCUUGGAAAUAUCAAACUUGACUUUACUUGUGCUAACACAACUUAUAAUCUUACUUGUGGAGGGGUGAAUACACUACUUAAGAGCCUUCCUCAGUGUGACAUAAGCAGCUCUGGGAAUGGAUCUCUGAUGCCUGGUACAAGCCUGACUCUCACUGUGAACAUCACCAACUACUACUGCACUGAAGAGGCUGCGUUCGAUCUCAGCACCGGUAGCGUCAAGGAGGAGCUGGUAGGGAGUCAUCAUGUUGUGGACAUCAACAGCACGGUCGUCAUGAAAACAUUCAAUGUCACAUCUGCGCAUAAUGGAAACAUCAAAGUCAGCUUCAGCUGUGACGACAUAAAUCGUGAACUAAGUUGCACUGGUGAUGACACAAUAACUAUAGUUGGAGUGACAUCAACUGCAAAACCACCAAUAUCGACGCCUACGUUGAAAGCCUCCACCACCUCCUCCAACUCCAUCCCCACUUCCACCAAUAAAUCUCCAACACCAGCAUCUGUACCUGUUUACCUUAUCAUAGGUAUAGUGGCUGCAUUGCUCGUGGUGCAAUCUCAUCAUCUUUGUCCUGGUUGUCUGUCGCAAUAGAAUCUCAAGCGUUGCACGGAGGUAGAUCGUUUCAAGGAAGAGGCCUCAAAUUCAGAACUUGAGGGAAAAUGAGAAGUCGAAGAAUGGGAUCAACUGCUGGGCGCCGUUUGACAAUGGCCACGUCAUGUUUGUUUGUAAACACGGAAAGUUGUCCUUAUCUGACCUUUCCUAUUUGCAUCUUUAUCCGUAUAUGACCGCAACUGAUACCGUCUUCUUCCUUUUUCAUUAUCCUAGAAACCUAGCCAUUAUAUAAUAAAUUUAGAUAUUCUAAUUCUGA